ACGGAGAGGGCAGCAGGAACAUCACGGCUCCACAAACACGCUGUUAGUGAACUUCAGAAACUGCGGUGUUUUAGUCUUUAUAUAUGUCUCCGUCAUAUUUCCAGAUCACUACAGUGGGUUCACUAACAUCAGCAAAGAUGUUCCACAUAAAACACGCAGAAACAUCGGAAACUCUCUGCGACGACCCCGGGAUUUUUACGCAGCUGUAAAUCUGCUCGUGAAGCAGCGGGAGGUCCCCGUGUUGCGACACGAAGUGGGUGUAAACAAUUCCCAAAAUGAGCACCUCACGCGCUCUCCCUGCCUCUCAUUCAUUAAGGAAGUUCAGAGCUGUGGGGCUGAGCGCGCGGAGCGGGACGCAGAGAUGAGCAACACACAAGCAAACGGCGAGUCCAACAUUCAGAUAACCAAGAAAGCCAAAAUGAGCGGCGACACCGCCACCCAGCACCUGGACGGCAUCCCUCCGGAGGUGCUCGGUAAGGUGGAGAAGUACCUGCAGCUUUUCCAGCUGUCCCCGGAGAUGCUGCAGGAGGUUUCGGCUCGGCUCAGGAAGGAUCUGCUCCGAGGUUUGGGGAAACACUCUCACCACAAGGCGCCCGUCAAGAUGCUGCCCACCUUCGUCAGGGCCACGCCUGAUGGCACGGAGAAAGGCGACUUCCUGGCGUUGGAUCUGGGAGGAACGAACUUCCGUGUGCUUCACGUCCGUGUGGAGGAGGAGGCGCAGAAGGUUCUGAAGAUGGACAGUCAGAUCUGCGCCAUCCCGCAGGAAAUGAUGCUGGGAACCGGAGAACAGCUGUUCGACCACAUCGCCACCUGUCUCGGAGAUUUCCUCGAGUCUCAGAACCUGAAGGGUAAAACUCUUCCUCUGGGCUUCACCUUCUCCUUCCCCUGUGAACAGCUGGAAAUCGACAAGAGCAUCCUGAUCCGCUGGACCAAAGGCUUCAACUGCUCCGGGGUGGAGGGGAAAGACGUGGUCCAGUUACUGAAAGAGGCCAUUCACAGGAGAGGGGACUAUGAUAUCGGCUCGGUUGCCAUGGUGAAUGACACAGUGGGAACGAUGAUGAGCUGCGGCUACAGGGACCAGAGCUGUGAGAUCGGCAUGAUCAUUGGUACGGGAACCAACGCCUGCUACAUGGAGGAAAUGAAGAAUGUGAAGCGUAUUGAGGGCGCGGAUGGACGGAUGUGCAUCAACACGGAGUGGGGCGGCUUUGGGGAUGACGGAUCCUUGGAUGACAUCCUGACUGAGUUCGACGUGGAGGUGGACAAGACCUCCAUCAACCCCGGCGUGCACAUCUUUGAGAAGAUGAUCAGCGGUAUGUAUUUGGGAGAAAUUGUUCGACUGGUGCUGGUGAAGAUGACCAAGGACAAGCUGCUGUUUAAAGGACAGAUAUCGGAGACACUGGGGACCCCAGGACAGUUUGAGACCAAGUUUAUCUCUGAGAUUGAGGAGCCGGACAGCGGUUUGGAGAACGCCAAGAAGAUUCUGACUGAGUUGGGUCUGGAUUGGGAUCCAGUCGACGCCUGUGUGGUGCGCCUGGUCUGCGACACUAUCUCCUCACGCUCGGCCCGUCUCUGUGCUGCUGCCCUGGCAACCCUCGUCAACCGCAUCCGUAACAACCGCAAACUGGACCAUCUGAAGACCACUGUCGGGGUGGACGGGACAGUGUACAGAAAACACCCCACCUUCAGCAGUAAGCUCCAGAAGGCGGUGCGCCUGCUCGCCCCUCAGUGUGACAUCACCUUCCUCGUCUCGGAGGACGGCAGCGGGAAGGGCGCUGCCAUGGUAACGGCUGUGGCGCAGAGGCUGGCUCACCAGUCCCGACUGCUAGAGGAGAGUGACGGUGAGGACAAUGAUGAAGAGGAGGAGGAGGAAGAGGGUCAAUAAUGUAUUUUUGACCAAUCUAUGCCUCAGUGCAACUGCAACUGUUCAUAUAAUGUAAAGAGAGGUGGAGGGAUUCCUCUGGUAUUUUAUUAUGUUGAGAUUUUAUUAGAAAAGAAGUAGAAAAUGUGUUGAUCAGAGUAUUUAAAGUACAAAAACUUGCACAAGGCUCACUGAAAAAGGUAUUAAAAAGUAACCAAUGUGUCAAAAGGAGACGAUUUAAAGUCAUUUUAUAGGUCGCUAUGUAGAUUUUGAUCCUAUAAAAAUGUAUUUAUUAAUAAGGGGCAUAGCUUCAGGGGGUAUUUGUGGUGGCAACACUCCCUAAAAAUAAGUUGCCCCUCCCCCGAAAAUAGUGUUGUUAUAUCACUGCAGCAAGGGGCGGAUACUCUGGGGGGGCAGAGGGGCCCAGAUCCUACUUUUGCUGGUUAAAGACAGUGUUUUCCUCAGUGUGUCACUGUGAGUAUAACUCAGUAAUGUUAAAUAAUGAUAAUAACCACUGAAAGCUGAUGUUCUGAUUAUAUAACAGGAUAUUUAAAAGUUUAAAAAAUGGACAGUUUACAAACCUUAAUGUGUGUAAAUGAUGUUGAUGAAAAACGGGCUAAAGGAACCGGAACAAUUCAGAGCUUCCCUGAGAAACGUCAAGAUUUUAAGAUUAUCUUUUAUUAACAUAAAUCUGUGACAGAUGUCAGCACAUAUGGUGGUACAAGGCAAGAAAGAGUGGAAUAAAUAAUUUGGCUUUUUUAAUUUCCUCAAUCUCAAUAAAUAAAAAACAAAAGACUAAGAAUUAUCAGGGAAUUGCACCAUUUGCUGCUUGGUGAGAUUUCCAGUCAUCCUGAACAGCAGUGAUCUGUUUGUGUCCAAGUAAAAGAUAACAGAUGCUUCAGUCUGAUGCAGAAAAGAGGAAGAGAAGGACGUUUGUGAAAUGUGUUUUUUAAGGUGCCAAAAAUCCUCCUGCUGUUUUUUUUUCUUUUUUAAAAUGGGAAAUAAAGAGUUUAUGUACAAAGAACCGCAGAAGAAGAGCUGCAGCACAAUAUGCACUAAAGCCAGUGAAAAAAUAAAAAUGUUAAACCGUCCAAUCAGAA
Molecule: messenger RNA, 2958 nt
Organism: Oreochromis aureus
Lineage: Eukaryota; Metazoa; Chordata; Actinopteri; Cichliformes; Cichlidae
Product: hexokinase-2-like
Exons: 11
Coding region: 362-1882 (506 amino acids)
Biological process (GO): intracellular glucose homeostasis; glucose 6-phosphate metabolic process; glycolytic process
Cellular component (GO): mitochondrion; cytosol
Molecular function (GO): glucokinase activity; D-glucose binding; mannokinase activity
Source: RefSeq, a predicted model, not a curated record